Saccoglossus kowalevskii is the source of this 715-nucleotide messenger RNA. RefSeq names its product NADH dehydrogenase [ubiquinone] 1 alpha subcomplex subunit 12-like. Gene Ontology annotation, cellular component: membrane; respiratory chain complex I. NCBI's taxonomy places the organism in Eukaryota, Metazoa, Hemichordata, Enteropneusta, Harrimaniidae. The record is from RefSeq and is a predicted model, not a curated record. Gene Ontology annotation, biological process: response to oxidative stress.
AUUCGUCUGACCUCUGUGUCUCGGUUUACGUGCUAAAAGUGUUGAGGCAGCUCUCACAAAAUGCCGCUAAUCACGUAUAUGCGCCAGUGUUUGAAAGCAUGGAGAGUUAUUCAACAAAACGGAGGCAUAGGUGGUUCAUGCUGGAAAAUUCUGAGAGGAGUUGAUCUCAGAGCCGGUACUUUAGUUGGUAUUGACAAGUAUGGGAAUAAAUAUUUUAAAAAUGACAACUACUUUGUAGCUCGAAAUAGGUGGGUGGAGUACAGCCCAACUAGAUACUGGGACUUUGAUGGCAGCCAAAUUCCUCCAGAAUGGCAUCGUUGGAUACAUCAAAUGACAGAUGAUCCACCAACGGAAGUACCUCCCGUGCAACGCAAGUUCAUCUGGCCACACCAUAAGGAAAAUUUGUCUGGUACUCCGCAGAGAUAUGUACCGAGCACUACUACUAGACCCAAAAUAGAAUCCUGGCAACCACCGGUACCAGCGAAAUAAAUGAAGAUUUGCUUGUUUUUUUUCCUGAAAGACAUCUCAUAUUUGGAGAUAUAUCUGUUAUCAUGUAUCUUAGAGAAUGAUCAUUAUUUUAUUUCCCGUAGUGGUUUGUAAAAUUAUUUUUGCGUCAAUCUGUUGGAAUGUUGUUCUUGCACCCACUUGUGUAUAUUAGAUGAGCCAUCAGUGGUCAUAUGACUUCAAUAAUAAAUCUGCAGUUUAUUUAAAUUUA